ACCCCUACCACGUAAUCCCAACGACACCAUCCCCCCGUUUAAAUCCACUCCACCGGCGCACACCACUUAAACACACUGUCCUCCGCUGCUGUCCCGUCCCCUGCAGGAGAGAGAAAGCCAGCAGCAGCAGCAGCAGCAGCACCAUCUCUGCUGCCUCUCGCCUGCACGGUAACAUGGUUUGCAGGGUUCGGCUGCAGUAGCCAAGGGCCACUCAGUCAGUCGCUCAGCCAGCCAGCCAGUCGGCGUGUGUGGACGUGUGUGAGUGUGUAUUAAGAAGCAGAGAGGAGAUCUCGAUCCAGCGCACAAGGAGCUCCGGAGUGAAGCGUCCAGAGCGAGCCGAGCAUCCCCCAUCUCUCCCCGGUUGUCCUCCGCGCAGGUCCCGCAGCAGGGAGACCCUACGUCCCCGGCCAAGACACUACCUCGCUGUACCGGGUGUGGAAAGCGGCCUGGCUAGUGCUAUAGUCGCUCUUGUUGUCAAGGAAACUCAGAGUCCUGUCCCGUUGCCAUGGGGAAACAGAACAGCAAGCUGCGGCCAGAGAUGCUGCAGGACCUCCGGGAGAAUACCGAGUUCUCCGACCACGAGCUGCAGGAGUGGUACAAGGGAUUCUUGAAGGACUGUCCCAGUGGAACCUUGAAUGUGGAGGAGUUCAAGAAGAUCUACGCUAAUUUCUUCCCGUACGGUGACGCCUCCAAGUUCGCUGAGCACGUCUUCCGAACUUUUGACACCAACGGCGACGGGACGAUAGACUUCCGGGAGUUCAUCAUCGCCUUGAGCGUGACGUCACGGGGAAAACUGGAGCAGAAGCUGAAAUGGGCCUUCAGUAUGUACGACUUGGACGGAAACGGGUACAUCAGCCGUGAGGAGAUGCUGGAGAUUGUACAGGCCAUCUACAAGAUGGUGUCAUCUGUGAUGAAGAUGCCAGAGGAUGAAUCCACGCCGGAGAAGAGGACAGAUAAGAUCUUCAGACAAAUGGACCUCAAUAAUGAUGGCAAAUUGUCCCUGGAAGAGUUCAUCAAAGGUGCCAAAAGCGACCCCUCCAUCGUCCGGCUACUCCAGUGCGACCCCAGCUCGGCCUCCCAGUUCUGAACCCACUCUGCCGCGACCCUUUAUUUUUUUCUCCUCACCCUCGCUCUGUUGCUAUUGAAACAGUCACUCAAAUCAAUGCAUGAUGGUUCUCAUCUCUCAUAUCAUCUUCUUCUUUAUUUUGCUGUUGUUGUGUGCAAGGAUGGAGAUGGAGGAGGAGGAGGGGGAAAAGUCGUCACUAUCAUUUUCUAUUUGAGAAGACGGAGGGACAUGGAUACAUUAAUUAUCGGUCCAGAGAGGUGCCCACUAAUGUUCCCGAAUCUCUCUCUCUCUCUCUGGAACAUCGGAUUUCCAGAGCGUGGAAGUGUGGAUGUUUUUCGCAGCGCGGGGAUCGCUCGGUUUCUCCUCCAAUGCCCAUGUAUAUCAUGUAUAUACUGUACGUCUGUGUAUAUCAUAAGAUGAGGUACGGCACACACUCUCUGUUAUCGAACAGCAGUAUUAUGUAGCGUAGCUUCCUGGUCUGAUCUGAACGGGGGGUCGGGGUAGAUUCUGGAUGGAGGGUGGGGCACUUGGGAUUUUACUGCUAUAUGAUCUUUCGCUGAGAAAAAGAAGGCCUAAGAUCCUAUUUAGUUUUUGUUGUCAUCUGCUGGCAUUUUAUUGAUUUUUGAAAUUCGAAUGCUUUUAUUUUUCAUUUGUACAUAGCGUUUCCUCCUUCGUGUUGUUUUAUUUAUUCAUUUUUAUCCUUAUUAUUGUUCUUUUACUUUGAUAUGUUGUUUAAGAUGACCAUAUUCCAGUUUACAGUGACAGAGAGAGAGAGAAAACAUGUGAGUCAAGCUUGGGAUUUGUGGAUUUGUUCAAGUGACGAAUAAUGACGUUCUAGUGAAAUAAGGGGAUCCCAUGAUGCAUUUGAUCGAUGGCACCAGUAGCACAUACCGUUCGAGCCGCCAUGUGUUUAUAAAUUACGGCUGUACAUUUGGUUCGAAUGCGUGCGCGUGCAUGUGAAUAUACACUGUAUGCUUGAGGCUAACUUUUACAGUAUUAUCAUGUUGUGUUGUUUCUUAAUUUGUAAGUAUUUUAAAGCUCUUCAACAACGAGCAGGAAACUUAAGAUAGUCGUAACUUGUCACUAUACUGCAUGAUCCGACGAAAAAUUCACUAAAACUGUUUACGCACAGUGGUAUGUUUUUGUAGCUCUGCAGCCUCCUCCGCACUGGAUCAGGCAGAAAUGAUUGAAUAUUUGUCUUGCUUUGGGACAACCCCUGCCCUCCCACCCCCGCUCUCUUUUUCCUCUCACAGACAGAGAACUCACUAAGGGCUAGUUCAUCACUCUCUAGCUGAAUGCUUUUUUCUCUGACCUCCUGGAUUAGUCUGCUUGCAGAGCAGUUAGAUGAAGGGACUUGUUUCACGAGAUGGGAGCGAGUUCAAACGCUCGCUGUGAUUUGGAGUUUUAGGGUUUACAAACUCAUGUCGCAAUCCGACUCAUGCCAGUGGCUGCAUUUACAUUCGCGCUACACCUUUAAAAUUCAGGGCACUUCUGUUUUAUCUGGUUUAUAAUUGGAAUGUCAGAGAUUUUGAAAAUUAAUAUAUCCGUCUCUUGUAGAGGAAUAAGAAUUGUGUGUUGUUGAAGUUUUAAAAUAUGGCCUUGACUGAAUGAAACAUGCAAACGUGAAUAAAGCCAAACCCUGACAUACUGUGCAAAUGUAAACAGAGCCACUGGUUGCAGCACAGCCAGCAGCACUCUCAUAUGUCACACCUUAAAGGUCCCAUUGUUAGAUCAUUAUUGCCACCUUCUGUUUUUGAGGUUAAACACACUUUCAAAUUCAGUCUGAAGUGGGUAAACAUUAGGCAGAAAAAAAAUUUCUAUACAUGUUGCACAGGAAGGUUUUACUGCAGGGCACAUUAAAUGGGAUAAGAGUUCUGUAUUUAUUCUAUAAUUAAUGUAGCUUUUCAGAGAGGAAACUCCAUUAUAUAAAGCCUAAUCAGUGUAGUUUAAAGCAUCAGUUUUACCUUUAUAAUUAUGUUGUUACCAGAUAUUUCACUACCUCGCACAUUGAAUUACUGUGUGCAGUGGGGGCAAACUGAGCUAACAAUGAAAAUCCGAGAGCUGUUCCGCUGCGGCUGCGUCCAGGUGACAUAAAGAUCAAUAGAAAGUUGACUUGUACCAAACAUUUGCACAGGAGCUUCCUUACCAGCCGCACCUCUGCUUUGGGGAUCCUUUAGUGUCACUGCCUUCUGCUGGUAGGAUAAAGAACAGUUGCUACUCCCUGAUCUACUACAGUUGAAUCCUUUUCUAUUCUCACUGCCUCUGAUGAACUGGUACCUUGUGUUGGAUAAAUAAGCCCCGUUCUUUCUUCCUUCUUUCCUUCCCGACCCCCAUUCCUUUCCUUCCAAUUUUUUGUUGCAUGAAAACCUCAUGAGAGGAUGUCAUGUUUGUUCUGUUGAACCUGAAAUCGAAAUAUACCUAUGUGUUUCAAAGCUA
Molecule: messenger RNA, 3502 nt
Organism: Acanthochromis polyacanthus (spiny chromis)
Lineage: Eukaryota; Metazoa; Chordata; Actinopteri; Pomacentridae
Gene: hpca
Product: hippocalcin
Exons: 5
Coding region: 506-1087 (193 amino acids)
Molecular function (GO): calcium ion binding
Source: RefSeq, a predicted model, not a curated record